Molecule: messenger RNA, 2940 nt
Organism: Daucus carota subsp. sativus
Lineage: Eukaryota; Viridiplantae; Streptophyta; Magnoliopsida; Apiales; Apiaceae
Product: protein ENHANCED DISEASE RESISTANCE 2-like
Exons: 20
Coding region: 379-2556 (725 amino acids)
Molecular function (GO): lipid binding
Source: RefSeq, a predicted model, not a curated record
AAAAUAAAACAAAAAAUAUAAAUUUUCUGGAAAAUCCAAACAAUACCUGGAUUCUUCAUAUUGAUUCUUUGAUUCCCUUUUCUGGGGUCAGAGGAUCAUCCUUUCCUUCCUUCCCCUAUAAAUUUCUCUACCUAUACAUACACAUAUACAUACAAAUAAUAUAUACUGGUGCAGUUGUAUGUGCAUUGCUGUUUUCAUCAAGAAGUAUAUAAAAUUUUAGAUUUUACGCGACCCUUUUGUUUCUUUAAGGGUUCUUGUCAGUUUUUUCAAGAAUCAAGUGAAAAGAUUGUACUUUUAAGGGUUCUUGCAUAUAUAUAUAAAAAAGAUUUAUGUGCAUUGUGGUUUUCAAAUGAAAAUACAAAAAAAUUGAAGGGGACAAUGGAGGGUUGGCUUUAUAUAAUACGUCAUAAUCGAAUUGGGCUUCAAUAUUCACGUAAAAGAUACUUCAUUCUUGAUGGGAAUUGUCUCAAGAGCUUCAAAUCAAUACCCUCUUCAGAAGCAGAUACACAGGAGCAAGUGAGAAGUGCUAUUAUAGACUCUUGCAUCAGGGUCACGGAUGAAGGAAGAGAGAGUUCUUACAGAAAAGUAUUCUUCAUUUUCUCCUUACAUAAUACUUCUAAUCACAAGGAUCAGCUUAAGUUGGGAGCAACCAGUCCAGAAGAAGCUGCAAGAUGGAUUCAACAUCUACGGGACGUUGCACUUAACCCCGAAGCCAACCUUGUGUCUUGUUCAAAGAGAAAGUGGCAACCUUUUAGAGCUUUUGAUGGUGUUUUGAAGAGGACGUCAAAUAAAGAAUCAAUAGACUGGAUAUCUGCAGCUUCCAUGCAUGUACAUGCAAUGACUUCCGACGUUAUUGCACCUUCACCAUGGCAAAUAUUUGGCUGUCAAAAUGGUUUACGACUGUUCAAAGAAUCAAAAGAUAGGAAUUCCGGUGGAAGAAGGCGUUUGGAUGACCCCCCAGCACUAAUGGCCGUUGGUGUGGUAGAUGGAACUUCAGAGGCAAUUUUUCAAACUGUAAUGUCUCUUGGUUCCUCUAGAUCAGAAUGGGACUUCUGUUUUUCUGGUGGCAGCGUGAUUGAGCAUCUUAAUGGUCAUACAGAUAUAAUUCACAUGAAAGUCUAUAAUGAUUGGCUGGCAUGGGGGGCACAUCGAAGAGAUUUUUUGUUGCGGCGCUACUGGAGGAGGGAGGAUGAUGGAACCUACGUUAUACUCUACCAUUCUGUAUACCACAGAAGAUGUCCACCACAUCGUGGCUAUGUUCGUGCUUGCCUUAAAAGCGGUGGAUAUGUUAUAACACCUGUGAACCAUGGAAAAGAAUCAGUAGUUAAGCACAUGUUGGCUAUUGAUUGGAAGUUGUGGAAACCCUAUCUACCAAAACCUUAUGCAAGAUCCAGAACUGUCCGUAUGCUCGAGAGAGUUGCAGCUUUAAGAGAGAUGUUUAGAACAAAAGCAGGGAACCCUUCUGAUUGUUCAUCAGAGGUUGCUAGUGAUACUGAUUUGCCUCAAAUAGAAAAGGGGACUAUUAACAAAGAAGUCAAUAUAGUGGUUGGAGAGGAAAAAUCAGGAGUUGAGCGGGAAAAAAUAUCAGGGUCUUCAAGUCUCAUGGAUUUGCAUAAUAUGUCAGACGAGUUUUAUGAUGUACCAGAACCAAUUGAUGAGUACCAAUCAGACAAUGAAUGGACUUCUGACAAGAGUCAAGACGGUCACUACAGGGAGACUACCCAGCCUAAAUUUUCAAAAGCUGCCAAUUUUGUGAAAAAGUUUCAUGAACGUGCAGUUCAAAAGAAAGGUUACAAGGACUUACAAGAGUUGUCUUGGGAAGAAAAUGUUUCACACAUUUACGGCUCCACUCUUCCAAAUGACUCGAGUUGUAAUCUUCCCUGCAGUUGGGCACCUGCUGAUCCUUCAGCUUUUCUAAUACGAGAAAAGACCUAUCUUCGGGAUGGUCAGAAGGGCAAGGCAAAAGGCACUCUGAUGGAAUUUAUUGGUGCAGAUUGGAUCAAAUCAAACAAGCGUGAAGAUGAUCUUGGUGGCCGUCCUGGUGGCAUUACUCAGAAAUAUGCUGCUGAGGGUGGACCAGAAUUCUUCUUCAUUAUUAAUAUACAGGUCCCUGGUACACCUAUGUACAGUUUGGCCUUUUAUUAUAUGAUGAGUACUCCUUUGGAAGAUUCUCCUUUGCUAGAGAACUUUGUCAAUGGAGAUGACACUUAUAGGAACGCAAGGUUUAAACUCAUACCAUAUAUUUCUAAGGGAUCGUGGAUUGUAAAGCAGAGUGUAGGAAAGAAAGCUUGUUUGUUGGGUCAAGCACUUCAAGUUAAUUACUUUCGUGGAAAAAACUACUUGGAGCUUGAUGUUGACGUGGGGUCAUCAACUGUGGCAAGGGGCGUAGUCAGUCUAGUUCUUGGAUACCUGAACAAUCUCGUGAUAGAAAUGGCUUUCUUAAUACAGGCGGACACAUACGAGGAGCUACCAGAAUUCCUCCUAGGAACAUGUCGUCUUAACCAUUUGGAUGCCGCAAAAUCAGUUCCAAUUGAGACUAUGCCUGAUCGAAGUUAAAGAUAGCAUACAUUCUCGACUGCAGAUAAAAAUGUUCAGAUUAUAGCAAAAAAGAUCGUCUCGAAUGUUUCAUGUAAUGCAUUGCUCCUUAUAUCUCCACAAGUAAAGGUUAAUACAAGAAAGAGGUGAAUUGAAAGAGGCAAUUUGUGGAUAGAGUGGGUGGAAUUUAAAUUGUAUAUAUUAGUAAAGAGUUUGUCUAUUGUUAGAUCACACUUCAUCGUUUACAAGAUGAGAAUGUUAUUUUAGCCAGUGUUUUCGCUCAGCUGAAAUCUGCAGUUUGCUCAGAGCUACAUCUGGUAUUAUUUUUGUAAACAGCAACAGUUUUUUUGCUGAAAAUCACGUAAAUAUUUUUUAUGUAAAUUUAAAAAACAAUUUUUUUGAAUA